AGAUCAAGCAAGACCUAAACAGAGAUAUCAGAUUAUGGCUAAGGAUAUGGUGACUCUUGCUUUAAUUUUCACAAUUGUUUUCAGUGUUCUAUCUCCUGCAAUAGAUGUAACCAAAGCUGAGAUAGUCGAAAAGCGCGACCUGAUGCCUCUUACAGAGGAUAAAAAUGUUUUGGCUACUAAUGAGGCACCAUCUAGACGAUAUGGACCGUUCAUCCAGCAGCCAAUCUUCUCAAUUCAAGAUGCCUCAGAAGAAGUGUCGUUGGGGACUUUAUGCAGCUAUAAACACUAUGUUGAUUCAUGUGACAAAUGCGAUAGUGAAUGUAAGAUGUUGUCAUUCACAUAUGGUCAAUGUGAGGGACUUUGGCCAUUCCGUGAAUGCUACUGUUAUAUUACUUGUGGAGUUGUGGGUAGAUGAAG
Molecule: messenger RNA, 417 nt
Organism: Capsella rubella
Lineage: Eukaryota; Viridiplantae; Streptophyta; Magnoliopsida; Brassicales; Brassicaceae
Exons: 3
Coding region: 35-415 (126 amino acids)
Source: RefSeq, a predicted model, not a curated record